AAUUUGUCUGUCAAAAAGCCGUUUGCCCUAUUGAUGGGUGUCGAGUUUUCUGUAAUAAAUUUCUUAUUUAUUCAAAUUCUUUAAGUCUAUUUGGUUUUGUAUUGCUGAAAAAUGGUUUAAUUACUGUAAUUUCCUCUAAAUUAUAAUAAGUGGCUGUGCAUUGACUCUUGUAAACAAAUCCAAAAUGUCCGUUCCCAACACUGGAUUGAGCAAAUUGAAAAAGAAACAUAUUCGCGUGAAACAUCAAAAAGUGAAAUUGUUUCGUGCUAAUGAACCGUUACUGUCUGUUUUUAUGUGGGGUGUUAAUCACACGAUAAAUGAAUUAAGCCAUGUUUCCAUACCAGUUAUGUUGCUACCAGAUGACUUCAGAGCUUACUCAAAGCUCAAAGUGGACAAUCAUUUGUUCAACAAAGAAAACAUGCCAUCUCAUUUUAAGGUGAAAGAAUACUGUCCGCUAGUCUUCCGGAACCUCAGAGAAAGGUUCGGUAUUGACGAUUUGGACUACAAGGAGUCGCUGACGAGGUUUAGAAAGCCAGAUAACUACCUCUGCUCGAGGAGGACGAAGAGGCUUAACAGUAAGCUGAGGCGGUCGGCUACAGCGCCGUCCGGUGUCGGCGAUUUGAAAGCCGAUGCCCACCAAGAGGGCAUAUUCCACGAUGCGAGUGAAUUCGUCAAGCGCGGUUUGACGAUUAAACGACUGAGAUCCCAACCGAUCCCGGACGACUCGUCGGGCAAGUCCGGGGCGAAGUUCUACCAGAGUUACGACAGGCUCUUCAUCCUCAAGACCCUCACGUCGGAGGAGGUGGAGAGGAUGCAUUCCUUCCUUAAACACUAUCAUCCUUAUAUAGUGGAAAGACAUGGAAAAACUCUCCUACCGCAGUACCUCGGCAUGUACCGGUUGACGGUAGACGGUAUUGAGCACUACCUCGUGGCCACAAGGAAUGUAUUUUCCAACCACCUUAAUAUUCAUAAGAAAUACGACUUAAAAGGAUCUACAGUUGACCGUGAAGCAUCAGAGAAAGAGUUAGAGAAAGAGCUGCCGACACUUAAAGAUAACGACUUCAUCAAGCAAGGCGUCCGUAUCGAUAUCGGUGAUGCGGCCAAGGAGAAGUUGCUCGAAACCCUCACCGCCGACGUAGAGUUCCUCACGAAGCUGCACCUGAUGGACUAUUCGCUGCUGCUGGGCGUGCACGAGUGCGGGCGCGGAGAGGCGGAGGCGGAGGCGGCGCGCCAGCGGGAGGCCGAGCCCGACAGCGACGACACCGACACCGACACCGACACCGACAACCGCCACCACGGCGACAAAUGGGGUUACAACACUCCUCCUGACAGUCCCCGGGGUCUGGGUCGUCAGUCUUCGUUGCGUUAUGAAGGCAUCAUACCAGAACUGGACAUCUACGCCAUUCCCAGCCAUGAUGGUGCACCAAAGAAAGAGAUAUAUUUCGUUGCUUUAAUCGAUGUACUGACGCAUUACGGGGUCAAGAAACAGGCAGCUAAAGCAGCGAAGACAGUGAAGUACGGGAGCAACGUUGACGGCAUUUCAACUUGCGACCCCGAACAAUAUGGAAAGCGGUUCAUUGAGUUUGUUGCCAAAGCAAUUGAAAGCAAUUAAAAUUAAUGAAAAUGCCUCUUUUAGUGCACACCGUUAUGUGGGGGUAAUGGUUUAUUUAUUAUUACGUUUUGAACAUGUAUUAUAGUUCUUUUAUUAUAUUUUUAAUUCUAAUAUACAUAGCUAUAUAGAUAUGUUUCAAUAUAUUUUAGUUUAUUUGAUUGAAAUUUUGUAUGAACGAUUGAAGACUAGCACUAACGUUCAGCUGCCUUCGAAUGUGAAAUGUUUUAAUGUUAUUUGCACAUUUUUGUAAUAUCUUUCGUACUAAUGAUUCAAUAUGUAUUUUAUCAAAUUACGUCGGAAUUAUUUGAUACAAUUCCGACGAAUAAUUAUAAAUGAAUAGUCCAUAUAAAUAUUUUUUGUAAAAAAAAAAUUGGUUAAAAGUCAUUCCAAAUUGAAAAUUUUGCAUUGGUAUAAUGAGAUGAAAAAUAAUAUAUUUUAUAGUUUAUUUAUUAUGCUUUAUAUUAAAUAAAUACAAACGUGACAGGGUGUAUGAUCAUAUUUUUAAAAUUGAUUAAGCACUAAAAGAGGCAAAGGUAACUUCCUAAUACGGAUGGUCGGUGCACAACUGUCAUUAAAAAGCUUUGAAGCUUUUAAUUGAGUAUAUUUAUUCUUAAAUCGUUCCGAAUUUGAAUGUUAAGCUGUUUGCUACCUACCGACAUAAUGAAACUUCAAAUACCUUGUCCAGCUUUCGUUAUUAAUAUAUUACAAAAUCGAUAUUAGAUAUUAUUUUUACAUAAUCGAUUUAGUCGAAAACGAAUUUUAUAAUCAUUGUCAAUUUUCAAUUGUAUUCAAUAGCUUCUGUGCUAAUACACAUAUAUAUAUUUUUUAAUAAAUAAAUAUCUCAAUUUUAAUAAAACUCAAUUAGCUUUGAUGUUUUGAAUAACAGCUUUUUUAAAUUAAGAGUGCCAUUGCGAUAUUAAAAAAAAAUGAAUUCAAUAUUAGAACCUAAAUACGCUAAAGUAUUAACAGUGAAUUUUACGUUUUGAGGUUUGUCUAUAUGUAUUUAUGAUGGUCUAAAUAUUUGUAUGUUUUUUUUUUUCAAAGUGGAAUGGCAUAAAGCCUUUCACGUGUUAACAUUGAAAUGAAAUAAAAAAGCUGUUAUUCUUAUUGGUGAUCUCUUUAAAAGUCUUGAACUGACAUUUAAAAACUACAAGCACACAUUGCAAUAAUUUUCAUAACUCGUUACUAGCUUUUAUAAUGUUCAGCUAUUGUAGAUUAGUAUGUAAUAAAUAUUAUUGUUAAAUAUCAUUGAUAUAAAGUUUUGAGAGUUAAAAUGAAUAAAAUUAAUGUUAAACGCUGAAUUCGAUAUAAAGUUUGAUAUACGAUUAAUGGCUGUUACGAUUUGGCACUGUGUUGUAUAUCCGGCCCGAGUGUCGCGGGAUCGCUAUUUAAUCGUUUUUGCCAAUGUCUAAAUAAUUUGCUUAGUAUCUGUCUAGCGUAGUGUUAAAAUAUAUUGUAAGAUUUUGUUAUUUAUUAUUCUAUAAAUAAUUAAGACUUGGAUUGUUACUGAGAUCUUUGUGAUGUUGAUCUGUGAAACUGUCAAUAUGUAACGCGGUAUUUAUAUUAAAUUGUAAUCUGUGGGACGGUUAAGUAUUUAUCUACGAAAAUUCUAAAAACGAUGUGUUCUAGACUUUUCCGAACGUUUUGUUGUGACUCAAUGUAUGUUUAUUAAAAUAAAUAUUUAUAAAAAAAACAGUAUUCCAUUUCAAAGGUACCCAUACAUUGGUUUUAAACUUUGUCAAAGAUAGUUUUUGUGAUAGAUAUUGUUUUACUUAGAGUUUAAUUUAAUCUAAAUAAGAGGGUCCGUCAUUAUAAUCUUGUUCAAAUUAUGCACAUUUAACACACAAAUAAUGUAAAAUUAAAAAUGUAAGUGAUGUUUUUGGUAUUUGCGAGCAUUAGUUUCACUCUUUUUAAACGUUUGUAAUUUAUAAUGUAUCAACAUUGAUUCCUGAACAAUGUGUUAGUCAUGAAAUGAUUCAAUAUGUCAUAUGUGUUGCCAUUGUUUAGGUCGAUAAUUAAUUGUAAUGUUACAAUAGGUUAUAUUUUGUUAACGGUGAGGGAGCUACAGCCUACUUGGCAUAUUUAUUACGGAUGAUACAGAUGCUUCGCUAAUAAUCGGCAUGUAAGCAACAUAAUUGAAAUGUUAUAAUUCUCUAGUCUAAUUUUUACUCUUGUAAAGACAAUGUGUAUGAAAAAAAUAAUUAAACUUUAAUUUUUUAAUUAUUCGGUUUAUAAAGUUUCUGCAAA
Nymphalis io (European peacock) is the source of this 3859-nucleotide messenger RNA. RefSeq names its product phosphatidylinositol 5-phosphate 4-kinase type-2 alpha (gene PIP4K). Bases 185 to 1612 code for a protein of 475 amino acids. Gene Ontology annotation, molecular function: phosphatidylinositol kinase activity. The record is from RefSeq and is a predicted model, not a curated record. Gene Ontology annotation, biological process: phosphatidylinositol metabolic process. NCBI's taxonomy places the organism in Eukaryota, Metazoa, Arthropoda, Insecta, Lepidoptera, Nymphalidae. The transcript has 11 exons.